This is a messenger RNA of Ruditapes philippinarum (Manila clam), 1656 nucleotides long. RefSeq lists its product as uncharacterized. Gene Ontology annotation, molecular function: catalytic activity. The transcript has a single exon. Lineage: Eukaryota; Metazoa; Mollusca; Bivalvia; Venerida; Veneridae. The record is from RefSeq and is a predicted model, not a curated record. Bases 1 to 1656 code for a protein of 551 amino acids.
AUGGUUUUAGUUAAACCGGGUUUAGACUGUGAAGACUGUCCAGAUUUAGAUAGUAACUGUGAAAUUAAAUGGGUGAAAGUCACAACUUCAAAACAAUGUAAUAUACUAGUCGGUGCAUUUUAUCGUGAACCCAAGUCUCAAAUCGAAACACUGAACGAACUUGAUAUCUCGCUUGGAAAAAUAGGAAAUAGUGAAAAAUAUCGGAACUGUAAAAUUUUCCUUGGUGGGGAUUUUAAUUUAGGAGAUAUUGACUGGGAGUAUGGUAAUCCUACGUCGGGUGCUAAAGAUAAAGCACAUUGUGAAAAAUUAUGCUCAAUAUUAAAUUUGCACUUUAUAGAACAGGUAAACUUGCUACCUACGAGAAUGAAUAGAACUCUAGAUCUUUUUAUAACAUCACACCCAACUUUGAUUGAAAAAUGUUCCACAGGACCUCCACUCGGUUUAAGUGAUCAUGAUUGCCUGUUUGUUACAUCAAAAUUACGUGCAGUUACCAACAAGAAACAAGAUCGAACUGUUUAUAAUUAUAAAAAGGCAGAUUGGCAAAAACUUAAAGAUCUGACAAAUGAAUUUAAAUCUGACUAUCUAGCUAAAUACCAGAAUAACAGUGUAGAUACAAACUGGGUCAACUUUAAAGAUACACUUUUCAGAAACAUGGACAAAUGUAUUCCAACUAAAAAACUGAAAAAUAAACAAGAUAUACCAUGGUUGCAUAAAGAUACAAAAAGAAUGCUUCGUAAAAAAAAGCGUCUGUACAAACGCGCGAGGAAAACUAAAUCGAGUGAAGAUUAUGAGGAAUUCAAACUUUUCCGAGUGAAAGCAAGGAAUAAACUGCAUAGUGACUAUCAUAAAUAUUUGAACAACCUAUUAGACCCGGAACAAGAUUCAACAUCAAAGAAAUUUUGGAAAUAUAUAAAAGCCCGGAAACAAGAUUCAGUCAGUAUAGGUACAUUGAAAUCCCAGGGUGUUAUAGCAGAUAGUGCAGAAUCGAAAGCCAACCUUUUAAACAGUCAAUUUAGUUCGGUAUUCACAAAUGAAAACUUAAAAAACAUUCCAGAUAAGGGACAGUCCCCAUACAUACCUAUGAAUGAUAUUAUCAUCAGCGAAAAUGGAGUAAAGAAAUGUAUUGAACGACUAAAUGAGCAAAAAGCAAGUGGUCCGGACAAAAUUCCCAUUAAAGUGUUAAAAACAUUAGCAUUUGAACUGGCGCCCAUUAUGACUAGUAUUUUUCAGCAAUCAUUGUUAACUGGUGAAAUUCCUCUGGACUGGAAACAAGCUAAUGUAGUUCCUAUCUUCAAGAAAGGUGAUAGAUCAAAACCUGAAAACUACCGCCCAGUCUCUUUGACAGUCGUUGUAUCAACAAUUCUUGAACAUAUAGUUGUGUCACAAAUUAUGAAUCAUCUUGAUUCUCAAAGUAUUCUACAUGAAAAUCAGCACGGAUUCCGCUCGAAAAGAUCUUGUGAAUCUCAACUAUUAAUGACAAAUGAUGACAUUGCAAAAUCACUUAAUUCCGGUACACAAGUGGAUAUGGCAAUCUUAGACUUUUCAUUUGAUAAAGUUUCUCAUAGACGUUUAUCACACAAACUAGAGUAUUAUGUAUUUCCGGUAAUACUAGGCGUUGGAUUGAUUCCUUUUUAUCUAAUAGAACACAACAAGUAG